This is a messenger RNA of Colletotrichum karsti, 2655 nucleotides long. RefSeq names its product cytochrome P450. Lineage: Eukaryota; Fungi; Ascomycota; Sordariomycetes; Glomerellales; Glomerellaceae. The coding region runs from base 1 to 2655 and encodes 884 amino acids. Gene Ontology annotation, molecular function: monooxygenase activity; iron ion binding; heme binding. The record is from RefSeq and is a predicted model, not a curated record. The transcript is spliced from 7 exons.
AUGGCAACGAUCAACAUCUCAGGAAUAGCCAUACCUCGUCUAUCCUUCGGCGUUGGAUCGCUCAUGAAAUGGGCACCCGGCCACGCGAGCCCGCUCCCAACGGACAGCAGCAUUGAAGUUCAGCAAGCGAUUGACGCUGGCUUCCGGCAUUUCAACACUGGCGAUUUGUACACCAACAAUGAGAGCUUUGCGAAAGUCCUGCGCCGCAGCAAUCUCGAACGCUCCGAGGUCUUCUUAUCCUUCAAACUCAACACCUACGCAUCUCUAGGAUGUCGAGGCCGCGAUCACAUGAUUCAGAACGUAAAGGAUGAGAUCGAGCGGUUUGGUCUAGAAGGCUACAUCGACAUCUUACAGUUGCACUUCCCGCCUCGUGGCUACGCUGGGAACAUGACCAACCGCGAAGCAUGGCGCGUGUUGGAAGACCUCAAGGAUCAGGGACUUGCUCGCAUUAUUGGGGUCUCGAACUGGACCCUGCCCGAUUAUCACGACAUCUUCAACGCCAGCGACCUCAAACACCCUCCACAGCUCAACGAGUAUGAGUUCAACCCUUUCCUACUAUUUGAUCCCAAGAUCCGACAACUCCACGACUUCGAAGUCAAGCACAACAUUGUCCCAAUGAACUAUGGGGUUUUGACCGUCAUCAGCGGCCGCUUGCCUACCGAAAACAGCACAGCAUUAUUGCAGAAAUUGGAAGAGCAGUCAAAGCAGACGAAGCUGCCCGCGGCUGAUCUGCUGCUCAGCUGGGCAUACUACCGGCCGGACGCGGGCAUUGUCGUGACAUCUACAUCAAAAGCAGACCGGGCUAGAAAGACCUUCGAACUCCUGUCGGCUGAGGAAUCGCCUGUGAACAGCCAGAUCUAUGAGGAGAUUGAGAAGGCGGCAGAGCUGGAUGGCCCUGACGUUGCGUCUUGUGCUGUUUUCUCAUCAUAUCUGGAAAUCCGAAGACAUAACCUGCACGCUUUCGGCCCCAACGGACUCCGCAUUCUUCUCAAGGAGCUCAACUACCCCGCCGCUAUUCACCACCGGGUCUCCAUACCCCGCCGCAUUCUGCAACAUCACCAGUGUUUCCCCACACCAACUCAUGCUUCAAGAAAAUGUCUUAACUUGUUCCGCCUCUAUCGGAUUCCCACUCUAUGUGGUGGCAGUCAGCAUGUCCAAGAAGAAUUGAUGAUGUCUCUGUUUGUUCUUUACAGUUUCCUUGCGCUCCUCGCCAGCGGGUGGUUGUUCCGUCAUAUUCGUUCAUGCCUUCCUGCCCCUGAAGCGUACGGGCCCGCAUUCGCCAGAUGGACUGGCGUAUGGUACAUUUGGAAGAUCUGGCAGGGAAACUAUGAGGUGUAUGAUAUCGAAGCACAUAAGAAUGGCUCUAGAAAGGUCGUUCGCAUUGCGCCUCUCAUGUACAGCAUCGACGAUCCAGCCAUGGUUCGCGUCAUCUAUGGCAUAUCAUCUCCAUUCCCAAAAAGUAAAUGGUAUGAUGCCUUUGGCGAUCCUCGCAUCCCAAACCACAACCUCUUCAGUGCGCGCGAUCGUGCUAUGCACGGUCUCAUGCGUCGCAAAGUUGCAAGCAUGUACUCCAUGUCGACCAUUAAGUCCUACGAGUCCCAUGUGGACAGCUGUGUUGCGCUUCUGCUGAGCUGUUUCGAUGGGUUUGCUGCGAGUGGAGAGACGUUCGACCUGCAGCUGUGGAUGCAGUGCUAUGCGUUUGAUGUGAUUGGAAAGAUUACGUUCGGCAGGCAUGUAGGGUUCUUGGAAUCCGGCGGACAGGAUCUCGACGGCAUUAUGCGAGCCCUCGAAGAUGGCAAUGCUUUCUCAACAAUUUCGGGCGUUAGCGUUGCUUUGCUUCCGAUACUUCUUAUUCUUUACGGGAACCCUGUUCGUGGUAUCACAGGUUUUGCGCGAAGACUUCAACUUGAGAGCAUUGAAGACGACUUGACGGAGAAGACUGGCGGAGAGACCUUCUUGGCCAAAGUCAAACGUCUGCAGAAGGAGGCCCCCGAAGAAUGCGAAAGACUUCGUGUCGAAACGGUGGCUCUGACAGGAAAUGUUGCAGCCGGGAGUGACACCACAAGCAUAUCUCUGACCAGUGCAUUGUACCAUGCCAUCACGACGGAUGGCGUUGUGGAGCGCUUGUACGAAGAGGUCGAGUCCCAAGGCUUGUGCUCGAAUCCCGACCAACGCAUCACAUUUGACCAAGCCCAGCAACUCCCAUACCUCCAGAUGGUCAUCAAAGAGGCCCUGAGAGUCCACCCAGCCGUUGGUCUGCCGAUGUGGCGCGAAGUUGUUGGGUCCGGUCUCGAGAUCGAUGGAAACCACUUUCCGCCCGGGGCGAUCAUCGGUAUCAACCCAUGGGUAGCACACCGGAACGUAGACGUCUUUGGCGCGGACGCUGCGGGAUUCAGACCCGAACGAUGGGAUCCCCAAUACACCUCCACGAAGACUCUAGAGGCCAUGGACCAGUACUAUCUGCCGUUCGGGGCGGGCUCGAGAACCUGCAUAGGCAGACACAUAUCGCACUUGGAGAUGGUGAAGUUGAUCCCAGAGCUAAUCAGGCGAUAUGAGUUCGAGAGUGUCGGUGGAGAACUGAAAACCGUUAAUAGGUGGUUCGUGAAGCCACAAAAGGUUCUCUUCCGCGUCAAGCGCAGAGGGACUGGGGCUUAA